Molecule: messenger RNA, 1164 nt
Organism: Myotis daubentonii (Daubenton's bat)
Lineage: Eukaryota; Metazoa; Chordata; Mammalia; Chiroptera; Vespertilionidae
Gene: ARHGDIA
Product: Rho GDP dissociation inhibitor alpha
Biological process (GO): Rho protein signal transduction
Cellular component (GO): cytoplasm; cytosol; membrane
Molecular function (GO): protein binding; Rho GDP-dissociation inhibitor activity
Source: RefSeq, a predicted model, not a curated record
GGCGGUGGUGACAGCGGGCGGCGCCCCGGGCGCAGGGCGGGUCCCCGGGCGCAGGGGGCUCCACGUGCGGGUGGGGGGCGCGGGUCCGCGGCCGGGCUGGGGCUGGCGUCUUUUGUGGCCGCCGCUCGUGCCCCGCGGCGCCCCCGCCCCGCCGGUGCGCGCGGGCGGGGACCCGGCCUGACGCCCCUCCCCUGGGAAGCUCCCGACCCCACCCGCGCGGCCCAGAUUGCGGGCCCUGCCUGCGGAAGUGCGGGCGGCAGCGCGUCUGCAGGAUCCUGUCGCUGGCGGCCGCCUCGGUGGCCUUAGGCCGUGAGCCGCGUAGAGGGAUCGCGGAAGCGGCCGGGAGCCCGGGAGGAGCGCGCGGGCCCAUCACGCCUGCCCCCGCAGGCACGCUCGCCCGGGGCGCCAGGCAGCCCUUUGUGGGCCCUAGUAGCGCCGGCAGGUGCCCCAGAUCCAGCUAGAGGUGAGCAUGGCCGAGCAGGAGCCCACCGCCGAGCAGCUGGCGCAGAUUGCGGCCGAGAACGAGGAGGACGAGCACUCGGUCAACUACAAGCCCCCGGCCCAGAAGAGCAUCCAGGAGAUCCAGGAGCUGGACAAGGACGACGAGAGCCUGCGCAAGUACAAGGAGGCCCUCCUGGGCCGCGUGGCCGUGUCCGCAGACCCCAACGUUCCCAACGUCGUGGUGACCCGCCUGACGCUGGUGUGCAGCACGGCCCCAGGCCCCUUGGAGCUGGACCUGACAGGUGACCUGGAGAGCUUCAAGAAGCAGUCCUUUGUGCUGAAGGAGGGUGUGGAAUAUCGGAUAAAGAUCUCUUUCCGGGUGAACCGCGAGAUCGUGUCUGGCAUGAAGUACAUCCAACACACAUACCGGAAAGGCGUCAAGAUUGACAAGACUGACUACAUGGUGGGCAGCUACGGGCCCAGGGCCGAGGAGUAUGAGUUCCUGACGCCCAUGGAGGAGGCGCCCAAGGGCAUGCUGGCGCGCGGCAGCUACAACAUCAAGUCCCGCUUCACAGACGAUGACAAAACUGACCACCUGUCCUGGGAGUGGAACCUCACCAUCAAAAAGGAGUGGAAGGACUGAGCCUGGCCCGGGAGACGGGCAGGGCGGACGACGGAGGGAUGUGCGCGCCCCACCCCACCCCACCCCGACCCCAUACCAAA